UAGGUUUUGGUCUAAAAUCUAUAUAUCAAAACCUUUUAUUUAUAAAAUUUAUCAAUUGAUUAAUCACUGGAGUUGAACUAAAAAACUAUAAAUAAAACCGAAAUCGUGAAUACAUUUUCGUAAUUAAAAAGGUUAAACCCUGGAGUAAUAGCAUGAAAACGACCAAUAUUAAUCAAAUAAAAGAACAUCUUCACUGGUGUUAGUUGUUAAAUUAAAAUAUAGGAGAAAAUGUUGAAAUGUUAAUUAAACAACAAGAGAAGCAAACUUUAUAACAAGGCUGUGCGAAAUUCGACAGUAGGAAACCCCAAAAAGUUAUUGUUUCAUAUUAUAUUAUCGGAGGAAUAAUGAAAAAUCAUCAGAAAACGUAAAAAAAAGGUGAAGAGAUGUGAAAAAUAACAAAAUAUUUUCCUUACACCGAUGGAUAAUUCACUAACACACAUACAAAUACAAAGUGUUGAACAAGCCUUCGAUAUAAAGAAAAAAGUACAAGUACAGUUGCAAACACCGCGACGGCAAGAACUUAAAACUGACCCAUUACCCCGUCAGCAGCUUUCUAAGCGAACCAAAUUGAUUCGAUCCACAGUAAGUGUUGGCAAUACAUUUUCGGCCGCAUUAAACUUACAAACAGUGAAUUCAAUAAAAAAAUUAGGUCCAGCCCCGCUGCAAAUGCAAAAACGAGGACACCUUCAAUAGCAUCAACCGCAGUUGAGGUUGGCAAAAGCGAUGUUCAGUGUAUGAGGGACGACAGUGUGGACGUAAUGGGCGGUGGUUUCACUUCCGCUUUAGCAAUCGUACAUUUGCAGCAACAACAAAGUGUUGUUGAAAACGAAAUACACGUCAGCGCAGUGCCCAUAAUAGGGAAAAACAACAAACCAAUUUCCGUGGACAGAAAAAUAAAAAAGUCAACGCAAAUGCAGGAAAAAUUAUUGGACAAUAUACAAACGGAAAAUGAAGACCAAAACAUUGAAAAGGCUUUCAACAUAAACAACACAAGGAAGGGAAACAAACAAUCUACAGCAACGGUUAAAACCACAUACGCCCGUCCAAGUUCUACUUCGGGGAAUAAUAAAGCAUCCAAAGAAUCAUGUGGAAACUUUGCCGAAAAGUUAAGACGUUCAUUCCGACGCGGUGAACAUAAAUCACUUGAGAUUAAACCACCUGAGCACAGAUUAGAGAGCCUUGGCGGUACAAAUCACAGAGAAAAACAGUACUCUCCGGACGAUAAAAUUAGUAGCUGUAAUAGUCUCAUUGACAGUGGCGACGUAAACAAUUUUAAUUCAAAGCCCUUCGGCAUUAGAUCAUUGCCUCCACUACAGCGCAAUUCCCAUUCUAUAUUCUCUCUUUCUCACCUGCCAAGUCUGGGUGUCGGUGGGAGUGUCGAGUUGAGUGGCGGCACUAAAAACAGUGUGUACAGUACGACUGGUGGGGGACAUAUCAAUCCGGCACUACUUUUGGACAGUCCAGAUGCCGAUACACCACCGGAAUAUGCAUACCAUCACCUAAGUAGUGUGGCGACGACGAACUCGAGUACCUCUUUGGAAAGCAACUCGGGCGACAUCGGCGAACGCACUUCGUCUUUAACCAGCAUAAGUUAUUGGGCGUGGCAUCAAUCCAACUCCUCUAUGGGUGGUGAGAUAAGCACCAAUAGCAACAAUGGUGUGUCAGGAGCAGGUAGUUCGGGACGAACGGUGGGCGAAUUUGGCCAAUCAGCGAAACAGCAUAAACAAAAGCAAAAGCUAAAAUCACAAAGCGAUAGUAAAAGUGAUAUUCAACAACAACAAGCGAGUCGUAGUUGUAGCAUUACCAGCGAGAGCAGUUCAACGAAACUUACCCGUCUUCAAAACAUUCUUUUUAAGUCAAGUAAUGAAAGCACCAAAAGUCUUCAUGCGCACUCCAAUGAGGGAUUUACGGCUUCGUCCCAUAAUUCUUCUUCAGGUGAAUGGGAGAAUUUGGGCUUCUCAACAACUAGCGGCAGUUGUAGUCAUGUGGGCGCCGAUUUUUUUGUCGGCAGUUUUCCAGAAGAAUCCGAUGAUAUUGACAAUGUGUUUACGGUAGCACAAUCUGCGGAGAACAAACCAGUUAACACAUCAAGACCAGUAUUAAAACGUGCUGACUCAAGUGAAACAGCAGGAUCGUAUUAUCAAUAUACGCUAACCUCGCCGAAUAAUCCCUUUUUACCCGAAAUUAUUGCGCGCACAUAUCACAGCGGCUAUGACGAGAAGAACAAGCCGCUCGAAGAUAAUGUGACCAACGUUAAGUAUGGUGCGGGGGGAGACCAAAGUGCGGCUGAAAUCGAUGGCAGAGGCUCACAUUCGGCUCAACUACCAACGCCUGUUUAUAGUCGGGCAGGUUCUCAAGAGUCCACAUAUAGUGAGAGCGCUGUUUCUGCAAUAGCCACAGUGAAAAGUUGUACUCCUGCACCGCUAUCUUCUAGUCCUAUUAAUAGUUCAUCAUCAACUCCGGGUCGACAGCGCCGCAAGCUCUUCAUUUUGAAUUCACCCACACGACACUUGCUGCAUCAACAGUCAUCUCACAAACAGCAACAACAACAACAAGUCACUACUCCAGAAACAUCUCUCCGUAAAUCUAUAACGUGUACUUCCGCUACCGACAGCAAUGUUCUAAAGAGUCUUAAUCCUUUUCUUCCAAUUGCGAGUACUGUUGAAGGUAUCAGCAAAAUCAACAACACAGUCACAACGACCACAUCAACGAUUUCAAAAACACCGGUCUCUACAACGUACAGUACAACGAAGCGUGCGCCACUAAAGCAAUCAGCCGUAACAUCUCCCAUCACCAUGCCGCAGGACUUGAAUUCAAAACGCGAGGAAUUCUUACGUGCUACCAUGAAGAUUUGCUUAGUAGUCUCUCCGCCAAAUACCAAAUUGCAGUUGAAAUCGAAAAGUCUAACACACUUAGAUGGCCUCGACCCGAUGGCAGCAUGUCAUCGUGGUAUUCCCGUUAGCAUAACACCGAAUAUGAGCCACACCGAAGUUUGCACAAAUUCAGCCAAUUCAACAAUUCAAACCUUUCAACAGCUUUAUCCAGAUCAAUACACAGGUGGGGUGUUGAACUCUUCUUCAACAACAACAAAUAUAACUAGCGAAGAAACAUCAACUCCAUCAGGCAACAGGUCUGUGACGAGUUAUAAGAAAAUAUCUCCAUUUCUACAGCGUAAAAAGCCACUGCUAAUACGCAGUGAGGUCACGAGUUCGGAAUAUUUUUCAGUGAGCUUUUGUACAAAUCAAGGUGGUCUAGAGGAGGAAUUCAUACCAGCGACCAAAGGUGUAACUCUAUACUCCGCGCUAAGUCAAGCCCUAAAACGACGCAAUUUGACAUUCUCACAAAUCGCCAUUAAUGAUAAUAAACCACCUAAUAAUUUUUUAGAAACUGGGUACACACCAUUAGCUAGUUCUUUGGAUGAAAAUACUGAUGUAGAAAAUUUAGCUGGACAUCAUUUGACCGUAACUGAAUGCGACGAUAGUCGAAAAACUUUACAAAAGGCCGCAUCAUUUGGUUCCCGAACUCGUCCACCGCGAUUACUCUCCUCCGCCUCUACAGAAGAGGCUACCGAAACUGCUGUUCCAGGAAAACAACUCAAACAACGCUGGUCCGGUUUGUUCGGUAUUAAAAAUCCACAACAGAGUCAAUUAUGUGAACUGCUUAAUAGUUACGCAAAGAAUGGUGUACCACAAAAGCGAGCAUCAGUAAACUUCGACCAUCCGGAUUUUGAUGCGGCCCUAGAGUAUUUGGAUAACAUGCACAAAUCGUGGAAGGAUAUUGCCACUAGCACAGCUAUGAAUGACAACGAAAUGAGAAUACAAACAGCAAUUUGGGAGUUAGUUACCACCGAAGUAUACUACAUUCACGCACUCCAAACAGUUACAGAUUUGUUUUUGGCAUGUUUGGAAGCUAUACAAUUAGAGCGACUUCUCACCGAUGUAGAUCAACAUCGGCUCUUUUCGAAUGUACGUGAUAUAUGUGAAGCAAAUCUUAAGUUUUGGACCCUUUAUCUUUACCCUAUGGUGGCGCACAGUGUCGCCACUGGUGAGCCUCUUAGUAUUGCGUUCUUCCACCAGGGCUUUCUUGCUUUCGCCUCCAUCUUCGCACCAUACAAAAAGUACUGUGCAGAACAGAGUACUUGUCAGUUUUAUUGCAAGGAGCUUAAUCGUAAUAAUGCCCUUUUUACAUCGUAUUUGGCAUGGUGUGAGUCUCAAAAGCUGUGUAACCGACUCCGAUUGGCUGACAUUUUAGUGCGACCAAUGCAGCGAUUGACCAAGUACAGUCUACUUUUGGCAGCGAUUAAGAAACACAUGUUAGAUGUGGAGCAGAUCGAGUCAGUCGAUUCAAUGAUACAUUCAGUGGAGAAUUUUGUAUUUAGUGUGAAUAACCACUUGACGACGCGACAGGAAAAUGAACGUUUGAAAGGUGUUAUGGCGCGCAUUGAAUCUUAUGAUGUAGUGGACACAAACAACGAGCAUCUGGACAAAAUGAUAAAACAACAUAGUAAAAUGUUUGACUUGUGCGCACCAAUGAAGGGAUGUCCGACCCAUCAAGUACGACAUCUCUUUAUGGAAGGUGAUCAUAAAUUCAAAGACAACCUUGGCAAGGCCGAUGUGCAUUGCUUUUUGUUAACGGAUAUGCUGCUCGUUUGCAAAACGAUCGCAAAACGUGGUCUCGGUUCGCUCAAAGUGAUUCGUCAACCGUACUUAACAGAUAGGCUUGUUGUACAACAAAGCAAUAAUAUUUUAAAUUGUAUCUACCUCAAUGAAUUUCAAGUGGUCGUUACUGCAUUCACUCUACAAUGUUCAGAGGCAAAGAACUGGUAUGAGUCUUUAAAGCGCGCUAAAAUGAUUUACACCAGACUGAAGCAAGGUACAGGCAAUUGGGACAAUUUCCGUUUUGGUGGAGGGAGUGGAGUAAGUAGUGGCACAGUGGACGCACUGGGAGUAAAAAGGUCGCCAAUGAAUUCAUCAAUAUGCAGUCAUGUAUCUAGUGCGAAUAAUAGUCAUAGCGGCUCAGUGGAAUGGAAUGAUUCGCGCAAUAUAUCAGUGGACUUUGAAAAGGCCAAUUCCUUAUCCAGUGAUGAUGGUUCCAUGGGCAAAAAUUUGCAACCCGGCCCUCUCAAACUCAAAGUUAACACUGCAACGGCAAAUACACUUUCCGUACAGCCACUUAAUCAUCUGGGACAAAGCCUGCCGAACCUAAAUCUUAACCAAAGCCACACUACGCUCGACAGUAAUUUAUAUUAUACUUAUAGUAAUAAUACACUGCUGGUACCUGGCACAACAACAAGUCAUUCGGGAAAUUUGUUGCUAUCGCCUAGUCAUAGAGGCAUUUCUUAUCCACCACCUAGUCCAACAAGAGUUCCACUGCGUCGUGGUAUGGCCUUUUCCACCUCCACCAAAAAUCCGCCACUAGUCAAAACUCGCAAUAUUACAUCACAGAAUAGCAUCAACUGGUCACAGCUGCAGUCAACAUCACCAAGCUUACAACAGCGACAUAAAGUAGCAAGUAACGCAUCGAACUCCGUGCUGUCAUUGCCUCUUAGUGGAGCGCAGCUUACUCAAAAUAAAAGUCAUGGAAUUAGCGAGAGUACAACCAUUGCAGGACCUGAAACUAAGACAAUUCAACUAUCCAAUGACAAUUUGAUAGAUGGAACUUGCCAACAACAACAGCAUCCUCAACAAAUGCCUACCUGUAACGAAACCGAUGUUUGAUUUGUUUGCAAUCAAAUGCCAGCAAACCCAAUCAUUACAAUAUCUAUUUAAUAUUUGAAAGAUUACAAAACAAAAUGUAUUGCUGUCGCGAAUAUUCAGAAGAGGAGAAUCGUUUGGCUUUAUUUACCAACCAAGCAUAGAGGCAUGCACUCCUACAAUAUGUAUGUACUCGUAUAUACAUAUGUAUGUAUGUACAUACAUAUGCAGAAACAUUAGUGACAUUAAUUGUAUUAUCGUAAAUACAAACUACCUUACCAGUUUAUCCACGUAUGUACAAUAGUAUUUUAUAAAUUUUAAAUCGUGCGGAAGUAUCAUACCAACCAAAAACUAAAUAUAAAUUAAAUAAAAGGUUACAUUAUUGUUAAAGAAAGCUUUGUAUACAAGAAAUACUGUAGGAAACACAAUGUAUAUUAUAGAAUAUUAUUUUUGACAAAAAGCCUAACAUUUUAAUGAUAAAUAUGAAAGCAAAUAGGGAUUAGCAAAACACUAGGGAAUAUUUAUUAGUAUUUACAUAUGUAGUGAAAAUCAAUCUGUAUUUAAAUAAAGUAAAAUAUAUUAUUAUAAUAAUUUACAAGUAAUGUAGUAAUAGUUUGGAGAAAUUCAGAACAAAUGAACGCAACGCUAAAAAUCAAAAUAAUAAACAAUUGAAAGAAAGUAAAUUACAGACAUACAUCCAUAUUUUAACAAUAACAAGUAUGCAACGAUUUUUUAAAUUUUAAAUUAAAAAAUAUGUAAGUUCAUAUUAAUAAUAGAAGAUAAAAUAAUUGGAGGAAAUACCUAUGUAGCGAAGUAAGCUCCACUUUUUGUCAAGAAAUGUACAGCUGUACAUACACUCGUGUAUCCCCAAAAAAAUAUGGAUAUGUAUAUUUGGUUGUUGAGCUGGUAAAGAGUUAUUGCAGUUAAGCUAUAGUAUACGUACAAUAUGAAAAAUAUAUAUCGUAACGGCGUUAAAUGCCUGAAUAACGAACCUGUACUUAUAUAAAGUCUCCUUUCACUUGUGUCCUUCCACAAGCCUACAGCUGUGAACCUAGAUCUAUAUUCAGUGUAUUUUAUAUAUAUUUUUUACAAACUGUAAUAUCUUAUGGUGUUUAAAUAGGUGAGCCAUUUUAUUGUAAAUUAACGUAUAGCUCAUCUAUUGAAACUGUUGUUAUUCUGGAUCCAUGUAGCCAUUAGAGUUUGUAAUAUGUAUAUUGCAAAGAACUUAUUUAGAUUGUUAACUUUCAUAUAAUUAUUACAAAUUAUACAAUAAAAAAAUAAAUGUUAUAACCAAAAAAAAAAUAAAAUUUAUAUAAAGGGAUAUUUUAUGUAAAAACUAGUAUUCAUUUAUAUAUAAGGAAGCAGCAUUGACCAAAUCAACAAUUAUAAGAAUCAAAAAAAUGCUUUGCUUUGGUGAAGUCCAAUUGGCAAUAAUAUACAAAUAUUUAUACACAAUUAUGCACUUACACAAACACAUAUGUUAUUCAGUACUGUGAUUCCAUAAUCAUUGAAAA
Zeugodacus cucurbitae (melon fly) is the source of this 7207-nucleotide messenger RNA. RefSeq lists its product as uncharacterized. Gene Ontology annotation, molecular function: guanyl-nucleotide exchange factor activity. The record is from RefSeq and is a predicted model, not a curated record. Lineage: Eukaryota; Metazoa; Arthropoda; Insecta; Diptera; Tephritidae. Gene Ontology annotation, cellular component: plasma membrane; endocytic vesicle; axon. The transcript has 13 exons. The coding region runs from base 735 to 5717 and encodes 1660 amino acids. Gene Ontology annotation, biological process: Rho protein signal transduction; endothelial cell migration.